Molecule: messenger RNA, 2479 nt
Organism: Emys orbicularis (European pond turtle)
Lineage: Eukaryota; Metazoa; Chordata; Testudines; Emydidae
Gene: PTCD1
Product: pentatricopeptide repeat domain 1
Exons: 9
Coding region: 93-2315 (740 amino acids)
Biological process (GO): tRNA 3'-end processing
Cellular component (GO): mitochondrial matrix
Molecular function (GO): protein binding; tRNA binding
Source: RefSeq, a predicted model, not a curated record
AUGACCCCGCCCCUGAGCGCGAGCUGAGGCGAGGGCUGCGGGAGAUGGACGUUUAACCUCGUAGUGAAGGGGAGUGACACAAGAGGUGCAUCAUGAGGUUCACGCAGUUGGUGUCCCGCCAGCUCCCUGGAGGAUUGUUCUCCCUGAAAUGCUACUAUCCCUUGGUGUGUCACACUCGAAUGUUUUGGGCAACUCCAAAGAGCUUUUCAGGGUGUCCCAAAAAUAUACCGAGUCUGCUCAGAUUCCUGGGCCAGAGACUGCAGUGCAUGAGGCUGAGGCCUUUCAGCUCAUCACAGGGUCUCUGUAAGUUACACAACCGAGACUUGAAACAGAUUGACCCUGCCAGCUCCCCUGAAGCUAUCAGGAAACAUGAAGAAGAAUCGGAAGACGGUGAUGCAGAUGUAGGCUUUGGAACACUAUCUAAUAAAUUUUCAUCUAGAAAAUAUUUUCGCAAAACAACAUCAGAGUUGCAGAACUUAAGAUUUCAAGCAGAAGAGGAAGAGGAGGAAAAAGUGUCAGAACGGAAACCUAGACGUGGUCCUAAGAACACACCAUACUGGUACUUUUUGCAAUGCAAGGCACUGAUAAAGGAAGACAAGCUGGCAGAGGCUCUGAAGCUUUUUGAGGUGCAGAUGCUGAAGGAAGAGCGUCUGCAGCCAGAGGAGAGCAACUACACUGUUCUGAUUGGUGGCUGUGGCAGAGUCGGCUAUGUGAAGAAGGCAUUCAGACUUUACAAUGAUAUGAAAAAGCGGGGUUUAAUCCCCACAGACGCUACAUACACAGCCCUCUUCAAUGCCUGUGCUGAGUCGCCAUGGAAAGAUUCGGGUCUGCAGAGUGCGCUCAAACUACGGCAAGAACUAAAGAGCAAAAAUCUGGAGCUGAAUCUGAUAACAUAUCACGCUCUGCUGAAAGUAUGUGCCAUCUGCUCAGAUCUCAGGACAUGCUUUGAUGUACUGAAGGAAAUUGUGCAUAAAGGCCAUGCUGUCACCACAGAGACCUUCAGUUUCCUUCUCAUGGGCUGCAUAAAGGACAAGGAGAGUGGCCUCAGAUAUGCCUUGCAGGUUUGGCGACAAAUGACUAAAUUGGGAAUUAAACCUGAUGGUUACACUUACAAUUUGAUGCUCCAUGCUGCAAGGGAUUGUGGAAUAGGUGACCCAGUUGUGGCUUCUGACUUGUUGCUAAGAAGCACAGAUGAAAACCCUGCUCAAGUAAAGCUCGUAUCAGGUAGGCGGGGUCAAAAGGUGAAAAGUCAGAAAAGGAAGGGAGCAGACAGUGGAAUUUCUACCCAGUUGGAUGUGGAAACCAUGGAAAAACAAAUAUUUCAAGAAAAUUCCAGAAAAGCUGAGGAACACUUAAUCAACAAUGAAGACGAAGACUUGAGUGAGGUUCAGACUGAGCCAGGAACUGGAUUGGCUGGUCUCACUAAUAAGACAGUAGAAUGCAGUAGGAUUGGAGACUUCAGAAGAAACCAGGCUAUUUCAGAUCCACCUCAAACAAACCGAGGUCAAUUUUUUGAGCCUGCUUGCAACCUGCCCAAUUUGUUGGAUUUGAAAAUCUCCAAUAAGAACUUGGUUUCCUUAGGGACAGUAGCAACGCCCUUCGAUAGGCUGGCUUUGAUGGGGAACAUGGAGGGGUUUUUGAAUAAAAUGAAAGAGGACAAUGUGGCACCCAACAUUAAGACUUUCACACUGUUGGCUGAGCUGAUUGAACCUUUGAGCCAGUCAGAAUCCUCUUUAUUGACAGUCCUGGAUGAACAUAAAGUGAAAGUAGAUGUGACCUUGUUUAAUACUUUGUUGAGAAAGAAGAGUAAACUGGGAGACCUAGAAGGUGCAAAGGGCAUGCUGACCGCUCUAGUGCGGAGGGGAAUAUCACCCAACAUGCAGACGUUUUGUAACUUGGCAAUAGCCUGCCGCAGAGAGAAAGAUGGACUGCAGUUACUUUUGGACAUGAAGAACUCUGGGAUUACUCCUAACACCCACAUCUACAGCACCCUUAUCAAUGCAGCUGUGAAGCAGUUGGACUAUACUUACCUCACAGAAAUCCUACGGGACAUGAGAAAGAACCAGGUCCCCCCAAACGAAGUUGUCAUACGCCAGCUGGAGUUUGCAGCUCAGCAUCCACCUCAGUUUGACAGGUAUAAGUCAAAGAACACAUAUCUGGAGAAGAUUGAUGGGUUCCGAGGCUACUAUUUCCGCUGGCUAAAAGCAAUGGUAGCAGAGGAGACUCCACACCCAUGGGCAAAAUACAGAACUAAGAAUUCAGCAGCCAAGGGCAGUGCUGAGGACACGCAGCCCCAGGGCACCAGGGAACAGUAACUAUUGAGAGCAAGUCAGUAUUCUCCAUGUGUGGAAUGUGCACGACGUCAGAUGCUGGAACUACCUAGACAGAGGAAUUUGGAGGGUUGUUUCCUUCAGGUGCCUUAUAGCUGGCAGCACUGUACUUGUAUGUUCUGACUGUUUAAUAAAGUACCAUCUCAACA